AUUUACAGGUAUAAAUUUGGGACGAGGUAUCUAUCAUCUUGUAAUUAGAGCAUGCAGUGAAGUGCAAUUAGUCAGUCAUGUAUCUCUCCGUUGGUUUCUUAUUCAUAGCCAUGCUGGCACGGGGUGCUCCAGAAAUCUUCCAGAAUAACCGGCCCGAGGAUCCAGUCCCAGUUGAGACAGUUACAACAUGCGGUGGUUACAUUGUGGCCUCCUCGGGAACAAUCAACUUCCAAGUGGGAGGUUCUAUUCGAGCUGACAUGCGCUGCAUUUGGACUUUGAAGGCUCCCGCUCAAAAUCAGCGAUUCGUCCUCGUCUCUUCCGGCCUUAAAGAGUCGGAUGGCUUGUAUUUGACCGAUUUCGGGUACGCAGCGGCAGGUCCGGGAGCUCAAACGAGGGUGACAACCGUUGGGCAGAAUUACACACUCCCUUCGAAAAACGUUUUUAUCACUUUAAACGUCGGCCACGCUCCCAGGAUGGGAUUCAGCCUCCAGUUUUUCUCCAGCGGUCCAGACAAUUAUCAAAUGUUGACCGGCCUCGCGGCUUUGACCGGAGUGAAGGGCAAUUACAGCUACCCUGUGGGUGGAGGGCAGUACAACAACAGUGUUAUCGACUGGUUCACACUCUGCCCCUCGACCCCGUCUCAACCCACGUUACGAUUUACCCGGGUGGAUGUCGAGUAUAAUGCGGACUGUAACUUUGACAGCGUCCGAACCUACACCUGGUUUAACAAUCAGUUCAGCGAAGUUGCGAGGUUUUGUGGAACAACUAUUCCACCAAGUCUUACAUUACCCGAAGGUCUUGGCUUGAUUAGAUUUAAUUCUGAUAGCACCGACACCAGGACGGGAUUCGACUUUGAGUGGGAAUAAAUAUCAACGAAACUGAAAACUUGCAUACUUAGUCAUACAAUUAAUGUUAUUAUUCCAUAUUGUAAUUAAAACAAAUACAUUAUGUAUUUCCCAGUAGAACACAACGUAUUCGGCUAACCCUUACAUACAAUACAACAUUUUCCUAAUAUAACUAACAAUUAUAUAAUAAAUUUGAAACUUAUUUAAAAAAUAGUAGCAUAUUUCAAAAAUAUAUUUCUUCCCAUAAAGUAUGCUAAAUAUAAUUUGUAAUUUUACUCUUGAACUUGAUACAACUUACGGCAUCACAAAUAUAAUAAUAACCAAGA
Molecule: messenger RNA, 1171 nt
Organism: Folsomia candida
Lineage: Eukaryota; Metazoa; Arthropoda; Collembola; Entomobryomorpha; Isotomidae
Product: CUB domain-containing protein 2
Exons: 5
Coding region: 78-866 (262 amino acids)
Source: RefSeq, a predicted model, not a curated record